Messenger RNA from Podarcis muralis (Common wall lizard), 4182 nucleotides. RefSeq names its product chromosome 2 C17orf58 homolog (gene C2H17orf58). NCBI's taxonomy places the organism in Eukaryota, Metazoa, Chordata, Lepidosauria, Squamata, Lacertidae. Gene Ontology annotation, molecular function: protein binding. The record is from RefSeq and is a predicted model, not a curated record.
AUGGCGAUCUGUCUGCAGACUUGGAUAGUGCAAAGCCAGGUUACACACGUCGCUUGUGAAAAUCAUCCCAAAAUAUCUAGUCCCGAGGACCGCGGGGUCAAGCGGAAGACCUUCUACAUGUCGACAGGUCCCUCAACCCUAAGGAUGCCUCUCAUUAGCAUGAACAGGGGGAAGGGCCAAAAGAGAGAGAAAGGAAGAGAGAGAGAGAGACACUCUGGCUCCCUUGGAGUUUGGAAAAAGAUUUCCUUCACAAUGACAUCCCCAGGUCUUUGGCUCCUGGGCUUCGCGUUGGGCUUCCCCUUCAGCUCUGGGGCAGGGCCCCUGCCAUAUGCUGGAAAGUCUAUCCAGCCGUUCAGCAAAGACAUGUAUGGGUCCAUUGGCUCCACACCAAGCCAGAGUAAGUCUCCACUAGGAGGCGGCAGCACUGAGGACCAGACACUGCCUCCAGAAGGCCUGGGGAAAGGGAAAGCCGAACAGACGCACCUGCUGUCCCGGGACAAGAAGAAAAAGGUCAAAUAUUCAGUAGAGAACCACACAGGUUUAAGGAAGGAGCCCAUUCAGGAUGCCAAGGGCUUCCCUUCCGAGAGCCGCCAGGAGAGCAUUCUCCCCGCCAUUAACUUCAGUCAAACAAACCGAAUGCACACGGAUAGGCUGCAACUGAAAGCAGCCAACAGCAUCUCUGCCUACUUCCGGCCCCCUGCCUAUUCCCAUCGCCAGGGUAGAUUGCUGGCAGAAGCUCACCCUUUCAAGAACGCAGGGUCAAGCCCUGGGCAACGUUCUGGAAGUUUGGAUCGCCUCCAUCGGCCUGGCAAGAUCAAUCCCUAUGACAAGCCCAGCCGUUCGCUCGGAAAUGGCACCGAUCCCUCCUGGCUCACAAACCGACAGGCAUCAAGCUUGCCGUAUCACCACAGUGUCUCAAAGAACGAUGCUGACAAUACAGAGGUGUGCCUGACAGACUGCAGGAGGGAACAUGAAGAGGUGGAGGCGUUCUGCAGCAGCGAAUUCGUGGUGAAUGGGAUUGUUCAUAAUGUCAUCAUGGUUCAUAAAGGAACGAGUUUGGUGACACUCUUGGUGAGCAGCAAUGGACUGUACAAGAUAAAUCGCCUGUACUUCACCCCUGAUGGCUUCUUCUUACGAGUUCAUAUGAUGGUUGUGGAUACCUUGAACUGCAGUAAACCCUGUCCGGACUUUAAACUUGGAAGCAGAUACAUAACGAUGGGUCAGAUCUACCACAGGAGAAGACAGCUGCCGGCAGUUCUUCAAGAGCAUGUCAGAGGGCACCUGAGGCCAGGAGACGGGCUGCUUUGGAGGGGCAACAGCUACAUAAAAAGGUUCAACAGAAGGCGGCAUCAGAAAGUUCAACAGGCAGCUCACACCAAAUGUGGGUGAGGAUGGACAGCUCCUCUGGGACUGAAGCAGGUUUGCAGCUGUUAUUAGAAGCAGCUACGGCUUUUCCAGCUUCUCUGGAAAAAGGCUCCAGGUCCUGCCUAAAUGGUGGGAGGUUUUUUUGUUUCUUCUGUGGCACCCUAAUGACUAACCAGGUUAUUGAGACAUGAGCUUUCAUUGGCUUCAGUAAUCUACCAGCCAACACAAAAUCCACAACAAACCUGUUUGCAUCUCAAGAUUGAGCUGCGAUUCUGGAAUUUACUAUUGUUCAUGGUCAACGCAUGCUUUGAGUUUCUUACUCCCUUUCCUGUUUAUAAUGUACUUUCACAGCAGUAUUUCUACCUGUCUCUAACCAUAGUCCUGCAGUGGAUUACAUAUUUCAUCAAAACUGAUUAUUUUCAUCUCCUGGGCAAGUUUCUACAGGUGCAAAUCAACAUGACAAGAACAGUUCUAAGCUGAAAAUGAUGAAACGUGAUAAUAUAGGCACACUUGCUUCUUACUAGGCAUCUUCCAGGUUGUGGUCCUGAAUAAUUUCAUUCUCAAUUCUUAAAAUUAAAUCAAGUUUAGGCAUCUAGCUAUUCCAAUUACCGUAGCUCGCCUGCUAUGUACUUUGCUUGAUCAAAGCUACGGUUUGUUAUUACCCAAACUCUGCAAUAAACAGCACAGGAAAUGCAAGCAGUCUACAAAAACCACUCGAACGGAAAAUCAAAUGAUGGCCAAAGUUGCCAGCAAUAUGCAUGCUUCCAUGAGAAACCGACAGUUUUUGGCAUUAAUAUUGGGGAGUUCACAUUUUAAAAUAUGAUACAUUCUUUGGCACGAUCAGAAAUGCAUGUGAUUAAAAAUAAACAACGUAUAGAAUUUUAGCUACAAGUAAACCUGCUUAUGGAAUUGGGCUUUCCCAAUUCCACAUCCCCACUAUAGUACUUUGGAGAGUGGGUUUUUAGCACAAGCCAUGCCAUUAUUUACCUUCCUUUUUGCUUGUUAACAGAAGUAAUUUAUGAUGGGAGUUUCUGCUGACCUGAGAGUACACAAAGCUUAUGCAGUCAUAUUCAUCCUCAAGUUCAAAUUUAAUAGCCACGAACUAAGCAGAACAUUGGGUGAAUGUUGUUGCUCUCAGGCCAGAAGGUAAGGGUCUUCUGUUAAUAGAUAUUUUCCCCCAGGCAAUUGUACAAAGAAAUUAGGCACAUAUAAAUCAUAAGCAAAAAUGCAGAGAGUUAUCAGCUUUUGGGGCAGUUUCACGACUGAUCUCACAAAGGCAACUGCCUUAUGUAGAAAACAAUGCAUUCAAACAUUUCGAGGAAACAUUGAGAGUUGAUAACUGAAUGUUUGGAGAAAACUAGGCCUAUGUUCUCUACAACAGCAAUGUCUCCAAGAUGUAGUUACUAUUAAGAGAAAGCGAUAUUGUUAUCAAAAUGGUCCAAUUUAGUAACAGGGCAUAUGUAUGCAAAUGGAAAAAAAUGCAGCUCUUCGGCUCAAGUUUCAGAAGGGAAAAAAAAAAAGACUUUGCUUGAUGAGAGAUGGAAAAGGAAUGGAAGGCUUCAUAAGCACUCUCUGCCAUUGUAGGGUUUCGGUGUUUUUUUAAAAAGCUCUGGCUGGAAUUACCUAGGAGAGCUGCAACCUUAUACCAGCAAAACAAUUCAGAAAUGUCUCCUCGUUAGAUCUGUCAUGAUUUCAUAACAGGUUAAUGCAUUUUAUUAAUGGAAGGAAAGGAGUUGGUUCAGAUUGUGUGGGGAAAUGGCACACUUACAAUCAAGAUGUCAGAAUUGAAUUUUUUCCAAGACAUCUUGAAUGAAGGCAUUUUAUUUUGUCAAAAGGAGACUUCCUGGCAGCAGCCCAGACCAGUGGGAGGACAGGGGGCAGCCUGCAUACAACUAUUCCCUACAUUUAUUCCAUUAGACUAUUUUCUAUAAUUAACUCAAAUCUAAAUGCCUACGAUGCCAGUCUUCCAUUACCAGCGGAAAGGAUGAGCUGUUAUAGGACCAGUGUAGUUUUAAAACUUGCUUCCUAGAAAAGACGAAUACCUAUUUUGAUUAUAUCAGUAUGGACCUGUAUUAAACUAAUGAUAAAAAUGAUGUUCAGAGACCCUCUAAAUUGUUUUGCAGAGCUUGCUGCUUUGGAGAGCUUAGUUCUACUUCCAUGGCAUUUUAUUCCUGUGUGUGCUAGAGAGGUCUUUCCUAAAGCUUCAUGACAGAGGUGAGAUUUGAACUGGGGAUUUCCUGUACUGCAAGCGCUUGGUACAAUCCUAUACACUCAAACACUUAGUAAAUCCUCUAGGACAGACUUCUGAGUAAACUUGUUUAAGAUGUGUCUAUCUUUUCCUAACAUUCAAACACUCCGAUAAGGAUUAGUGCUACAUAUACUGAAGUUUGGUGAAAGCAGACUUGGAGGUGAAGAGAGUAACAUUAAAAUGCAACAAUAGCUGGUGAACUCAACCCCUUGCUUUAUCUGAAAUGUUUGGCUUUUGUGUGUGUUUAUUUUCUUCGGAAAUGCAACUCAACAGAUUCCUUGUUUACAAUGUAAACUUGUAAAAGCAUCUGAAACUCCAAACAUACUUCUCACCAGCAGUUUGAAAAUGCUGUUUUGCAUGAUGUGGCAAGAACAGGUAAACUCCCCUCAUUUCUGCCUCUCGAUUCCUGUUAUGAGUUGGAAAACGAAAGGAGUGACAUCUCUGUCCAUAUCUACCUAUGUAAAUUUCUUUGGAGAGUACUAUCCCCCCUUUAACAGUAUUAGCUAAUUUCCUACGUAGUCAGACUAAUAUGUCUAACGGUACACGUCAUAAAAAACUGGUGAAAUAUA